GUUUUAUUCAUAGACCGUUAUACAGCAAAAUAAGUGAAAAUGGCGGCCGCUGUCGAUUCCGUGAGAGAAAAAGGUCUUCAAGAUUACAGGAAAAAACUCCUGGAACACAAAGAAGUCGAGUCUCGCCUAAAAGAGAUGCGAGAGCAUCUAAAAGAUCUUACGAAGCAGUAUGACAAGUCCGAAAAUGAUCUCAAGGCAUUGCAAAGCGUUGGUCAGAUCGUGGGAGAAGUUUUGAAGCAACUGACAGAAGAAAAAUUCAUUGUAAAAGCCACCAAUGGACCUCGUUAUGUUGUGGGAUGCAGGCGUCAAUUGGACAAAAAUAAAUUAAAAUCGGGUACCAGAGUCGCUUUAGACAUGACUACACUCACAAUUAUGCGAUAUCUGCCACGCGAGGUAGAUCCUCUUGUCUACAAUAUGUCUCACGAAGAUCCCGGAGAUGUGACGUAUUCUGCCAUUGGUGGAUUGAGCCAACAAAUUCGUGAAUUGAGAGAAGUGAUCGAAUUGCCCCUCCUGAAUCCUGAACUUUUCCAGAGAGUUGGAAUCACACCUCCCAAGGGUUGUUUACUUUACGGACCCCCAGGAACGGGAAAAACUUUACUUGCGAGAGCCGUGGCGAGUCAACUUGACGCCAAUUUCUUAAAAGUCGUUUCCAGCGCAAUCGUUGAUAAAUAUAUUGGCGAGUCGGCGAGAUUAAUUCGAGAAAUGUUUAACUACGCUCGUGAUCAUCAACCCUGCAUCAUAUUUAUGGAUGAAAUUGAUGCGAUAGGUGGUCGUAGAUUUUCAGAAGGUACGAGUGCUGAUCGCGAAAUUCAGCGAACCCUGAUGGAAUUGUUGAAUCAAAUGGACGGUUUCGAUUCGCUGGGACAAGUAAAAAUGAUUAUGGCGACAAACAGACCAGACACUUUAGAUCCCGCUCUUCUGCGACCGGGAAGACUCGAUCGAAAAAUUGAGAUUCCACUGCCAAACGAGCAAGCGAGGCUCGAAAUUUUGAAAAUUCAUGCUGGUCCGAUUGCCAAACACGGCGAAAUAGACUACGAGGCUGUUGUCAAGCUUUCAGAUGGUUUCAACGGCGCAGAUUUAAGAAAUGUUUGCACAGAGGCAGGCCUUUUUGCGAUUCGUCUCGAGAGGGAAUACGUUAUCCAGGAAGACUUUAUGAAGGCAGUGAGAAAAGUGUCCGACAACAAGAAACUAGAAUCGAAAUUGGACUACAAACCAGUGUAAUAUUUUGUCGAGACUCCGCGCUAAUUAGCUUCAAUGAAAUUAAGUUUUUUUUUUUCUUUCUUUUUUUAUUUUGUUUGUAUUUUACUGAAUCUGUAAAACUCACUCUGUAAUAAUUUUACAUAUACAAUUGUAAGUAAUAACAAGGCUUAUAAAAUAUACAAUUUAGUUUA
Molecule: messenger RNA, 1391 nt
Organism: Belonocnema kinseyi
Lineage: Eukaryota; Metazoa; Arthropoda; Insecta; Hymenoptera; Cynipidae
Gene: Rpt4
Product: 26S proteasome regulatory subunit 10B
Exons: 6
Coding region: 40-1221 (393 amino acids)
Biological process (GO): positive regulation of RNA polymerase II transcription preinitiation complex assembly
Cellular component (GO): proteasome regulatory particle, base subcomplex; cytosolic proteasome complex
Molecular function (GO): ATP binding; ATP hydrolysis activity; proteasome-activating activity
Source: RefSeq, a predicted model, not a curated record